This is a messenger RNA of Annulohypoxylon maeteangense, 825 nucleotides long. Its product is annotated as NAD(P)-binding protein. The transcript is spliced from 5 exons. Gene Ontology annotation, molecular function: oxidoreductase activity, acting on NAD(P)H, oxygen as acceptor. NCBI's taxonomy places the organism in Eukaryota, Fungi, Ascomycota, Sordariomycetes, Xylariales, Hypoxylaceae. The record is from RefSeq and is a predicted model, not a curated record. The coding region runs from base 1 to 825 and encodes 274 amino acids. Gene Ontology annotation, cellular component: intracellular anatomical structure.
AUGGCAGCCACAUCUAGCACAGCAGACGUCCAAACCCAGCUCACGCUGCCUGGCAAGGUUAUCGCAGUGACCGGCGCGAACCGAGGAAUCGGAUUAGGCGUUGCAGAAUGCUGUCUCGACAACGGAGCCGACAAAGUCUAUUCCAUCGACCUAGCUGAGCCCGGAGAGGAGUUCGAUGCCGUCUCGAAAAAGUUCCCCGGCCGCCUGUUCGCAGUUAGCGCCAAUGUGACAGAUGAGGAGAGCAUCACAGCUGCUGUAGAUAAGAUCGUGGAACAGGCCGGAGCAAUCCACGGUAUGGUUGUGAACGCUGGCCGCACCAACCACAAGGCCGCCUUGGACUUCACCAAGGAAGACGUAGAGUCUCUGUUUGCUGUCAACCUUUUCGGUGCCUUCUACACGGCUCGCGCCGCCGCGAGAGCUUUCAUUAAACUCAAUAUCAAGGGCUCAAUCGUCUUCACUGCCUCGAUGGCCUCAUACAGACCCAACAAGCGUGUUCCGUCUGCCCCCUAUGGUGCAUCCAAGGCCGGCGUUCGCAACAUGACGCAUACCCUAGCUAUGGAGUGGGCCAAGUACAACAUCCGCGUGAACUCGGUCUCUCCGGGGCUCGUUCGCACCGCUAUGACUUACUGGGUUCCCCAACAACCUGAUUGGGAACAACAGCUGAAGUACUAUGGGGGAUUCCCAAGGCUUGCUGAGGUCCAGGAGCUAGGUGGAGCAUACGUCUACUUGCUCAGCGACGCUGCUAGCUACACUACAUCGAUAGAUAUUCCUGUUAAUGGAGUCAUCGGAAGAUUGCUACCGUCAUUUAUCGGGGUCUACCGAUGA